AUGUAUAAGUUGUCAUUAUUAUUAAUCAUUGUUGGGGGACUUAUUUUCGAAACAGAAGGUUUUCUUGGUGGAUUAAGACGCACAUGUAAUUGUAAAGCUGUUUCUGAUACAGUUCAUUUUCCAUUUCAUACAUGGAGAAUUUCAAGUUGUACUUUUUGUUCAUGUAAUCAUGCAGCAAUGGCUAAUUGUGAACAAGCUUGUCAAGAUAUGGUUAGAAAUUAUGCUAAAACAGGUUGUGGUAAAACGAUAUCAGGUUCAAAAACUGUUUAUAAAUCUGACGCAAGUGGUUGUAGAGAAUCUGUUGGAAAAGAAGUUUAUACUUGUGCUUAG
Molecule: messenger RNA, 330 nt
Organism: Adineta steineri
Lineage: Eukaryota; Metazoa; Rotifera; Eurotatoria; Adinetida; Adinetidae
Source: the annotation of a GenBank genome assembly